AUGCCGAGAAAAAAACGCAAUCCUGCGCCCUGGGUUCAGGCCUCGCCCCCCGGGGCAGCGCCCGCCGCUCCCGCUCCCCCCGGGGCCCGGCAGGGGCUCGCCAGAGGGGAGCCCAGGCGGCCCGGGCCCUCGGCCUCGGCCUGUGAGAGCGCGGGGGCCGCCGCCUCGGGCUCCGGGCUGAGCAGAGAGAAGCUGGUGGAGCGGCUGAUGGAGAUGUUCUCGCACCUGGACCCCAGUGUGGUGUACGUGGUGCUGUCCGAGUGCGACUUCAAAGCUGAUGAUGCCAUGGAUUCUUUGCUUCUACUGUCUGAUGCUGCAGAAGGAGUAGCUACAAGGGUGGCAUCGUCUGCAGACUCCUCAGGAUUUGAUUUUGUGGCAGCUGCUUUGACUGAUGAUGAACAGGAUCAAGUUAAUGAAGAAGGCAAAAUGACUUUCCAGACUGUCCCAAGAGACUAUAUAAAUAAUUCAGAUUCUGUUGCUGAAAGUGUUCAGAGAUCUGGAUUUGAUUUGACUGAAGACUUUGACUUCAUAAUCGAAAAUGAAUUAGCAACAUGUUUUACAAACACCACAAAUAAAAGCAGCUCUGAAUUCCAUAAACAGUACCAGCCAUUUUUCAACCAGUAUAAUUCUCCCAUGGGCCAAUUUUCUGCUAAUCAUAUCAAUGAUCAGUUCCCAAGGCGGGUUCAGUCAAGUUUGGAAUCUGCUCCAACUGGUUUAUCAAAUGAACAGCAAAACUGGCAACAAAUAGGUCCUGAUGACAGGCUAUUUCUCAGGCAGUCACCAUUUACCUUAAACACAAAUAGCCUCAAAGAUAAUUCGAGUCCAGGUUUUCAUGGAGAAAACCACAUAUUUGAGCAGAGCUCAGAAGCUCAAUCAGAUUGCAACCAUAUUGGUCUGGAUACUCCUGAGGGGUUCAGUAGCAAGAAGUCCUGUGUUGAUUCUGAUCAGAGUAAUGUAUUUCCAAACGCAAUAGGGUCUGCCAGUAUCUGGCCGAAUCAAAGUGAAAGCAACAGUAUAUCAAGAGCAAUUUGGAUGAAUAUAGGAGCUAUUGGAACAAAGGAGUACAGUGGCUUAGAAGCCACUCCUAGGCAGUAUGUCACUCAAUCCAAUCAAAUGGACCACCAAAAUAGAUUUUCCUGGAACAAUGAGAUUUCUGAUCAAUCUGGGGGGAAUUUUUAUACCGAUAGAAAUAGAUUUCUCUAUGAUCUAAAACAUGAUAAUUCAGCAACAUUUGAAAAUUUUGAUUUGUUUAAAAAAUCUCAAGGAAUCAAAGGAACAAAUGAAAUUAAAGCAACAAAUAACACCAUCUCACCAUCUGCGAAUGCAAAGAACACUUCGGGCCAUGAGCAACAAAGCACAUCAUGUUUCCCUUAUUGGUUUGAUGUAAGGCAAGAUUCAAGUACUGAAAAGCUCUCCAAAUUGGUCACUAAUGAAGAGACAGAUUCUCCUCAACAUUCAAAUAAUUCAUUGUUUGUGAAUAAUUCUAAGUUGCCUUCUAAUGUAUGGAAUCCAUGGGCUCCUGAAUUUCAGGCUGCAAGUUCAGUGAAAACAUUUGUCACCCCUGUGGCACUGAGUCCUCUGAAACCAAGGCCUGGUUUUACUUCACCGAGGAGACCUAUUGGAUGGACACCUGGUUCUGGUCCACCUCAUUUGGAUAAUAGUCGAUUAAUUGCCAACAAUUCACAAUCCAAACCAUGGUUAAAUCUACAUGACCAUCAGCGGUUGCAGUCUUCUGCACAAAACACAAGCAGGAUGACAGUGGGACCAGCCAAACUUCUGUUUCUAUUGAGGGGACUUCCAGGAUCAGGCAAAAGUACUCUAGCUAGAAAUCUUGUUGGACAAGGGCCUAAUGGAAUAAUUCUCAGUACAGAUGACUACUUCUGUAAGAAUGGACAAUACGAGUUCGCUCCUUGCUUGAUUGGAGAGGCUCAUGAAUGGAACCAAAACCGAGCUAAAGAAGCUAUGGAGCAGGGAUGUUCUCCAGUUAUAAUAGAUAACACAAACACACAGGCUUGGGAGAUGAAACCUUACAUUGCUGUGGCAUUGAAGUACAAUUAUAAAGUUGUAUUCCGUGAGCCUAAUACCUGGUGGAAGUUCAAACCACGGGAGCUUGAAUGGCGUAACACCCAUGGUGUGCCAAAAGAGAAAAUUAAAGCAAUGUUGGAGCGGUAUGAACGCCACGUGACUGUUGGCUCUGUCAUGAGGUCCUUGACACCUGCCCGAAUUGAAAGAACAGAAUAUUCUCUCAUACGGACUGAAGACUUUGGGGUAACAAAUACAGAGGUGCAGCCUUCGGCUAUAGCACUAAGAGGAGCAGCUUGCCAAGAUCUCAAACGUUCAUCAUACACUCCUGUGUCUCCUUUAACUUGUAUGGAAGAUGGAAAAACAGUAGAGACUGAAGUGAUGUCCUCUGAUAAUAACUUGGUGAAAGACAUGUGGCAACUGGCAGAUUACACUAGUGAAAGUGGAAAUCAUAAGAUUGGGAAUGAUUGUGACGAUAACCAUGGUCUUUCAGAGUUUAUAAAUGGAGAACGGUUACAAAAAUUUAAUCAGACUGUACGGUCAGCAGUUAGUGAUAGUUCAGACAUUUGCUCAAAUGUAGAAAUGGAAGCAGGAACGGAUGAGAGAAAUAUUGAAUCUGAGUUUAAUGCAACAGAAAAUACAGAUGGUUUGAAUGGUCAUGGAGACAUAACUGAUUCUGAUAUAACAACUACAUUUAGUACUAUUGGUCAGAGAAUUAGAAGGAGGAGUCGACAAAGUUCUUGUGAUACAGAAGGGGUUCUAGAAAUGCCCCCAGUGUGUGGAGAAGAUGUUUCAAUUGUAAAAAAGGCACAGAUUGUGAACAAGUCUAUUGAGAGGACUGAAUCAGAACUCGGGAACUUUGUUGGAGACUGGCCAGCAGUAACUAUCCCAAAACCUCAAGACCAGCGAGAAAGAAAAACUAGGAAAACCGAAUGCACAAAUCAUGAGAUUGGAGGUCAAACUAAUAACGAGGAGCUAAUCAACAUAAGCAAUUCAAUAAAAGAAGCAUUGAACAGUUCAAAUGAACAUGAAAAUAGAGAAAGAUGUUGUGUUUUGUCAGGUACAAUUGACUAUGAUGAAUCUGUAGACAAACUCGCCUCUAAUAGCAAUGAUUCUGAAAUAUAUUCAAAUGAGGAAGCCUCUGAUUCAGAAACAAAAUUUGAGAAUUGUGAGGAACCGAAAUGUGCAACUGCUUUAGAACAAAUUUCAGAGAAGUUACUUGAAACCCACACAAAUACAAAGUCUCGUCAAGGAAGGAGAAUGGGGAAAGUUUGCAAACUAGCACUGACGUUCAGUGGCACGAGCCCUGUCCCUGCUGAGUUGCCAGAGCAGGCCUCCAUGAUCUCUGAUCAAAUUCAGAAUGGGACUAUACCAUCAGAGAAUUCAAGGCACUGCAACGGAACACAAACAGCACCGGAGGACUUUGUGACGUUGUGGCGCAUUGAGACGCAAAAAGCUGCUUUGGUUCCAUUUAAAGUAUUGACUGGAACUGUAGAUGGAUUUAAAUCAACCUAUUUGAAUGCAAUAGAAAAAUGUGUAAAUCCUAACCAAACAGUGCCAUAUAGAGUCAUGUAUGACAAAAGUACACAUGUGGAUGAAAGCGUCUUUGUUAAUAAAGAGGCGAAUCUGCAGAUACUCCGUGAUUGUUUCAAAUCUGUCCCCUUCGAGGAUCUGACUGAUUUGUAUGAAAAGUGCAACAAUGAUGUGGAAUGGACUACCAAUUUAUUGCUUGAUUCUGGCAUGAAACUCUCAAGAGAAGAUUUAUUGAAGCAGGAGUCAGCACCACCCCAAGAAUUGAACCAAGUAUCACAAACAAAGAAUGCAAAAUCAGAUGAGCAGCCACCAAAUGAAGAAUCUACAGCUGUAGAAAAUAUGUUGCCUAGUGCUAGUAAGAAGGCAACUGAUGCAAAUUUAGAAAUGUCCGAAACUAAUGAAGAGGAAAUUAGCAGUGCUAAUAAUUUGCCUGACCAUGCUGAGGAUUUUGAAGACUUAAACCCCUCACCUAACAUUGAAACAGAAUCUGAAGUUGUAACUGAACUUGUCGAUUCUCGUGUAGUAGAUGUACGCAAUCCAACAUCUGAUAUAAAUUGCAGUCAGUUACCUAAUCCCAGCAAUGAAUGCACUCUAAGACCAGAACUCAAUGAAGUGUUGCUCAGAAAGGAAUCAGGAAACACAGAAUGUAUAGAUGACAAAGCGUCAGACACUUCAAGUAUAAAACUGACAAAAGAAGCGGAUGUUGGUUUCCCUGAAUGUGCAGAAAUAAAAGAGAUGAACUCUGAAAAUAUGAACGCCUCACAAUCAAAUCCAGAGGGCUGUUUGAAUACUCAAAAUGUACUGAGUACUGAAAGUCAGUUCAGCUCUGAUACAGUGGAAAAAGAAAAUGGGAAUGAAGAGAAAGAGAUUGGACAAGAAGAUGAAAGUGAAAAGCUGAAUGGUUUAGGAAUGUAUGCUGAUUCACUGGUCAUUAAAUCCUUGGAAUUGUGUUUACCACCUGAACUGGCCAUUCAGCUCAAUGAGCUAUUUGGUUCAGUAGGCCUUGAUCCAGAUGCUAUGACUUUAGAUGAUUGUGUCGUCCAGAUUGAUCUGAGCUUAGCAAAAAUGAUUCACGAGAAGUGGAAAGAGUCUAUAUUGGAACGGCAAAGACAAGAAGCUCUGUCAUAUCAGCUCCUUUUGGAAGAUGACAAUUUAUCUCUGGACUUAAAGUGUCAACUUGAGGGCGCGGAAGAAGAGGACCCUUCAUCUUCCUUGAAGCAAGUAGCGAAAACUAGUGGAAAUCAAGGAAAUAAGGCAAUUGUUCAGCCAUUUACUGCCAAUCAUAACGUGAUGCAAGGCUUACCUUUUAUGGACCAUUGGGGCUCUCGGGCUCCUAGUGUCUCCUUAAGACACAUCAUGUCUGAGGAAAUGAAUUUCCAGGUGAAGCAAGACCAGUCCAUUUUGAGUUCUCUCUUGCCCAAAAAAGACUGUGCAUCAAAGUUGAAGGAGAAACAACUCUUUGACAUGUUUCCAGGCAUUGAUAAGCACUUCAUCAUGGAUAUGUAUAAAGAUAACAAUUAUUCUUUCAAUCAGACAGAACAAUUUCUGAAUUCAGUGCUUGACUGUGAUCCAUACCCACCAAGAACUGUUGUAGCUCAGGAUAGUUCCUCUCAAAAUGAACAGAGUGCUGAGAGGAACAAGCUUAAGAUAAAGGCGACUAAGGAAAAAAAGGUGGUACAAAAUGAAUACCUGUUCCAGGAUAUCGAGUACCCAGAUUAUGUAGAUUUCAGGGCUGAAGCGUCUGUGCAUCGUCGCAAGCAACAGGAAUGUUUCAGUAAGGCAGCGGAAGCCCAUCAAAGGGGUCUGAAGGAAGUGGCAACACAUUAUGCACAGCAGGGCCACCUUCAUGGAGAGAAGAUGAAAGAAGCUAAUCACAGAGCUGCUGUACGAAUCUUUGAUCAAGUGAAUGCAUCACUACUUCCAAACAAUGUUUUAGAUCUGCAUGGACUUCAUGUGAACGAAGCCUUGUACCACCUGAAAAAUGUGCUGCUUGAGAAGCUUCAUGAACACCAGCAAAAAGGCGGUAAAUCUUUUUUGUCUGUUAUAACUGGAAGAGGAAACCACAGUCAAGGUGGAGUAGCACGUCUUAAACCAGCAGUCAUUGAGUACCUCAACAGCCAGAAUUUCAGGUUCAAGGAGCCACAGCCAGGCGUUAUCCAUGUUUUGCUGAAAUGAAAGCUAUUUUAGCUGGACUGUUAUUUCCUCACAGUGUUCAAACAUCUUUGUACUCUCAUGCAUUCAAGGACAUUUUUUUAAAAAGACAAAACUCAGGGAAACAAUUAGAACUAAUGCAGUGAAGCCUCUUAAGUGAUUUUAUAAUGAAAUGUUUAAAAAUGUAUCAGUUGUUUUAAUACAGGAAUUAAACUGAAUGUCUAUCCUGCUAAAACAAUGUUCUUUUGCA
Molecule: messenger RNA, 5956 nt
Organism: Callorhinchus milii (elephant shark)
Lineage: Eukaryota; Metazoa; Chordata; Chondrichthyes; Chimaeriformes; Callorhinchidae
Gene: n4bp2
Product: NEDD4 binding protein 2
Exons: 16
Coding region: 1-5730 (1909 amino acids)
Molecular function (GO): ubiquitin binding
Source: RefSeq, a predicted model, not a curated record